This is a messenger RNA of Theobroma cacao (cacao), 582 nucleotides long. Lineage: Eukaryota; Viridiplantae; Streptophyta; Magnoliopsida; Malvales; Malvaceae. The record is from RefSeq and is a predicted model, not a curated record.
AUGGGUGGUAGUGGUGGAAGAGGUAAUAGUUGCGUAAGUAGAGGUGUUGGUGGUGGCAUAGGUGGAGGUGGUGGAGGAGGUAGUAGUGGCACAAGUAAAGGUGUUGGUGGUGGUGUAGGUGGAGGUGCCAUUGGUGGUAUAGUUGGAUGUGCUAGUGGUGGCGUAGGCAGAGGAGCUAAUGCUGGCGUAGACGGAAGUGUUAGUAGUAGUGGAGAAGCAGAAAGUGGAAUGGGUGGUAGUGAAGGAGCAGGAGGUGGAAUGGGUGGUGGUGGUGGCAUGGGAGGAGGUGGAAUGGCUGAUGAUGGUGGUGGCGUGGGAAGAGGUGCUGGUGUUGGUGAUGGCAAACGUGGAGGAGCUAGUGAUGGCAUAAGCAGAGGAAAUGGUGUGGUUGGUGGUGGUGGCAUGGGCAAAGGUGUUGGUGGUGGCAUAGACAGAGGUGUUAGUGGUGGCAUAGGCAAGGAUGCUAAAGGUGGUGUUGGUGGAACAAAAAGUGGAGGAGUUGCAAAUGGUGUAGGUGCUAGCGAUGGUGGAAGUGUAAGAGAUGGAGUGGGUGGUGGUGGUGAAAUGUUAGAGGUGGUGUAA